GCGAAGUAUAGAAAUGAAAGCCGCUAUUCAAUUUCUUCAGUGCCAAUGCUAAAUGGUUCUAGUGAAGACGUAGAAGUUUUUGGUUAGUUAUAAAAGUUUAUAGUGGAAUUAUGAAAUUUAUAGAGGUGAUUUUACUUUUAACAUCCGUCGCUUCGAUUUAUACUAUACCAAAUCACAAUCCUAAAGUUACAGAAGACGAAAACGAGGAAAAUACAAACGACAAAGAUUCCGUAAGAAUAAUUCGACAUACCGAACCAACAAAAUUUAAUUUCCAUCAGACUAAACAACAAGAUUAUUUAAAACAGAGAUACGCGCAGCAACAGAGAAUCAACUUGGAAAAACUCACGCAAUUUAGAAAAAAUAAUUCUAAUAAACAAUUUUUAGACGAUUCCUACUUGAAAACGUUGGAGAAUCCGAGAAAUUACGAUAAAAAAUUUGUUUUAAACGUUAAAUCUAGAUAUGGAAGGGAUAUUAAAGACGUCGAUAGACAAGAUGGCGGGUCUGAGUUAGACAAACACGUCAUUUACGUAGAUCCAAAAGUGGUUAAACAAAUUUUAAAAUUAAAAGCUAAAAGAAAUGCGGUUCAGAUCCAAAGUAGAUCCUACGAAGAUCUAGAUUCUUUAAACGAUCUAAUAGGAAAAAAUCCACAGAUGCAAUUGGAAAGUUUACAAAGAUUUUUACAACAAAACACAUUCGUACCGGUGAUUGAAAGAGCGCAGCCCUUCAGCGGUAAAGAUCUCACUUCCAUCCCAGAAAAAAACCCAAAUAUCCAAAUAUCUAAUCAACCCCUUACUCCCGAAUCAAACCAAGUGGUUACCAAAGAAACUUUCCAAAGGAUACAAAAGCAACUCGAAGAAGCGUCCAAAUUUCAAGUGCAAAACGUUUUAGAAAGGGCACAACAAGCUGCCCAAGCUCACGUAGCUGCCCAACAUAAAGCUAUAGAACAAGCUCAAAGAGCUAUAUUCGAAAAUGUACAAAAACGUUUAUACGAUAACCCACAAGCUUUGAGUUUAAUACAACCGAAGCAAACAGAAUAUACUACUCUUUUAAAUACCCCCGUACAUCACCAAAUAGUGUAUUCCACACCUCUACCACCACAAGUUGUAUCACCAACGCAAACAAUACAACAAAUUAGUUAUAAAACGGCUUUAACCACCGCGGUUCCUUCUAUAGAACCAGAAAACGCACCCGAUCAUAUUAACCAACCACCAAAACAAGUUUUAGUACAACCCCAGGUGAAACCUCAACAGUACGAAGAUAAAAAUAUGGAACAUUACGCCCCACAUCAUCUCCAUCAAACUAUAGCUCAACUAAAUGCCGAAAAAGUAAUUUUACAACAAAUCCAUCAAAAAAAUAAAGCGAUUUUAAAUAGAAACAAAGCUCUAGUUAAAUACGUCGAUAAGAAAGCACAAAAAGAAGAAGAAAAAUACGAAAAAGAAGCCGCAUCGACAGCCUACCAGCACGUGAUAUUAAAACAACAAGAAACAUUUAAGAAUAACCCCGUAGAAGAUAACGAAGACUUGCAAUACGCAUCCAAAUACGCUUUCGGCUACAGAAUCAAAGACAAAGAAGGUAGCGAUUUUGGACACGAAGAAAAACGUAGCGGCAAAAAUGCAGAAGGAAGUUAUCACGUGCUAUUACCGGAUGGUCGACGACAAAAAGUCCAAUACUACGCGGAUGAUAAUGGGUAUCACGCCAAAGUUACGUACGAGAAUAUAGCCAGUCACAAAUAAAUUUUAGAAGAAAUUGAAUUUUCUCUUGGACACAAUUUAGUUAAAUCCGUGGUGAAAUACGAAAUUCACACUAUUUUUUUUAUAUUUCUGUUUGCAAUCUUUUUAGAA
Molecule: messenger RNA, 1841 nt
Organism: Diorhabda carinulata
Lineage: Eukaryota; Metazoa; Arthropoda; Insecta; Coleoptera; Chrysomelidae
Exons: 3
Coding region: 111-1733 (540 amino acids)
Cellular component (GO): extracellular matrix
Source: RefSeq, a predicted model, not a curated record